Abrus precatorius (Indian licorice) is the source of this 1626-nucleotide messenger RNA. Its product is annotated as laccase-17-like. Lineage: Eukaryota; Viridiplantae; Streptophyta; Magnoliopsida; Fabales; Fabaceae. Gene Ontology annotation, biological process: lignin catabolic process. Bases 7 to 1626 code for a protein of 539 amino acids. The transcript has 5 exons. Gene Ontology annotation, cellular component: apoplast. Gene Ontology annotation, molecular function: copper ion binding; hydroquinone:oxygen oxidoreductase activity. The record is from RefSeq and is a predicted model, not a curated record.
GUCCAAAUGCAAAAUGUCACAAGACUAUGCCAAACAAAGAGCAUUGUGACUGUCAAUGGUCAAUUUCCGGGGCCUAGAAUCAUAGCAAGAGAAGGCGACAGGCUAGUGAUUAAAGUGACUAACAAUGUUCCCUACAAUGUUACUAUCCACUGGCAUGGUGUUCGUCAAUUAAGGAGUGGCUGGGCUGAUGGACCUGCCUAUGUGACACAGUGUCCAAUUCAAACAGGCCAAACUUUUGUAUACAACUUCACAGUCACUGGCCAAAGAGGGACAUUAUGGUGGCAUGCCCAUAGCUCAUGGCUAAGAGCAACACUUUAUGGUCCCAUUGUCAUUCUUCCCAAAAGACAUGUGCCUUACCCAUUCCCUCAACCCUUCAAAGAAGUCCCCAUCUUAUUUGGGGAAUGGUGGAAAGCUGACACAGAAAGUGUUAUCAACCAAGCAAUGAAAACAGGAUUGGCACCCAAUCUCUCAGAUGCUCACACCAUCAAUGGUCUUGCAGGAUUUCUCCACAAUUGCUCAGCCAAAGAUACCUUCAAACUCAAGGUCAAGGCAGGGAAAACUUAUCUCCUGCGUCUGGUCAAUGCGGCACUCAACGACGAGCUCUUCUUUAGCAUUGCAAACCACUCUCUCACUGUGGUGGAAGCUGAUGCAGUAUAUGUAAAGCCCUUCAAAACAAACAUUGUAUUAAUCACACCUGGCCAAACCACCAAUGUCCUUCUCAAGACAAAGUCCAAGGUCCCAAAUACUACCUUUGUCAUAGCUGCAAGGCCUUAUGCUACAGGCCCUGCAUCUUUUGACAACACCACUGCCACUGGGUUGCUUGAGUACAGCAAAUCUUCAGUUUCAAACACUAAACCAAAGAACAAGAGGCUUCCUCUUCUUAGACCACUGCUUCCAAAGUUUAAUGACACUGUCUUUGCUUUGAACUUCAACAAGAAGAUCCGUAGCUUGGCCAAUGUAAAAUUCCCUGCAAAAGUUCCAAAAACUGUUGACAAACACUUCUUCUUCACAGUUGGAUUAGGAAUUAGCACCUGCUCAACAAACCAGGCAUGCCAAGGACCCAAUAAUACAAGGGUGACAGCAUCCAUAAACAAUGUGUCCUUUGUGAUGCCGAACACUGCGUUACUCCAAGCCCAUUUCUUCAACCAAUCCAAAGGUGUAUACACAACUGAUUUCCCUGCUAACCCACCUUUCAAAUUCAACUACACUGGCACUCCACCAAGCAAUAUCAUGGUAACAAGUGGGACUAAGGUUGUGGUGUUGCCAUUCAAUACAAGUGUUGAGUUGCUCCUGCAGGACACCAGCAUUAUUGGUGCUGAGAGCCAUCCACUUCACCUUCAUGGCUUUAACUUCUUUGUUGUGGGUCAAGGCAAUGGAAACUUCGACCCCAAUAAGGACCCUUCCAAGUUCAAUCUGGUUGACCCUGCUGAGAGGAACUCUAUUGGUGUGCCAUCUGGAGGGUGGGUGGCUUUGCGCUUCCUUGCAGAUAAUCCAGGUGUUUGGUUCAUGCACUGCCACCUUGAAGUGCAUACGAGUUGGGGAUUGAAAAUGGCAUGGAUCGUCCAAGAUGGAAAGCUGCACAAUCAGAAGUUGCCACCUCCACCCUCUGACCUUCCCAAAUGUUGA